Messenger RNA from Rangifer tarandus platyrhynchus (Svalbard reindeer), 375 nucleotides. NCBI's taxonomy places the organism in Eukaryota, Metazoa, Chordata, Mammalia, Artiodactyla, Cervidae. The record is from the annotation of a GenBank genome assembly.
GGGCUGGCGGCCCCGCCCGGCUUCCAGGGCCGCGCGGCCGAGGGGCGGUGCCACAGCCCACCUGCCUCAGCCGGCGGGGAGAUCCGCUUUCACCGCACGGACAGACGGUCGGGUAACAGCGGGGACACGGCGAGCCUCGGUCACGCCACAGCCGGAAUGGCGCACGCCGCCUCAAGCCUCCAUGUUUCCCACGUCUCCACGGCUCCGGCUCCGGCUCCUCGGCUCGGCUCCGGCCCGGGAAGCGUCAAGGCGGAGGCCCGGAGGCGGGGACUGAAGAGAGAAGCAAGCGGAGAACGCCGCUGGGGGCCGAACGGCCCAGCGCGCGCCAGCCGGCGGUCACGUGGCGUGCAGCGCGCGGGCUUCUGGGAAGUGUAG